Molecule: messenger RNA, 750 nt
Organism: Cadophora gregata
Lineage: Eukaryota; Fungi; Ascomycota; Leotiomycetes; Helotiales; Ploettnerulaceae
Exons: 4
Coding region: 1-750 (249 amino acids)
Source: RefSeq, a predicted model, not a curated record
AUGUCACCGACACUGAAUCAAGGAUCAUCAUCUGUGCCACCAGUUUCGUGCAUCUAUGCCGAGAGCAACAGAAGGGGUAUCCCAGGAGGCUAUGUCGGUGCACUUGAAGCCCGAUUGAUCGAGACCGAGAUCGCUCUGUGUAAUGCCAUAUGUGAGCUUAGAGGUAAUAGUCAAGCACACGGGUUUUCCAGCACUGUAUCAUAUUCCGUUCCAGAGGCAUUCCAGAGGCGCCAACAUGGCCAAGGAAACGAGAGGAAAGUUUUGAAGAUGGAAAAAUGGAAACGACUGCCUUUGAGUACGCCUGAGGAUGUCCAGAAUUGGUGGGUCGCUCUGAGAGCUGAGAACGGGAUAACGGACCAGAUAGAGGAACAUCAAGACAUUCUAGAUAUGAAAGAUAAAGAAAUGCCCCAAGCGACCACUCCUGGGCAGAUGUCUUACAGAUCUGAAAGCGGGGUGGCUGAGGAUACUAACAUGAAUUUGGUGCCGAUUGAUGGUCUCCACUCUCGAACAUCAACAGAGCAACUCCGUGAUCCACAAAUGGCUGGCCAAGAUACCAGUCGAAUAGAGCCCAUGUCUUACGGAGGUUAUGACACUGCACAUCAUAACGUGAGUGAUCGUUCCUGGGAUGCAAACACCAUAUCGCAGGGACAGGGACAGAUGUCAUCGAAUCAACAAAACAAUGGUGGAGGAAGCGAGGAGGAAAAUCGUCCACAGAAACUGGCUUCUAUGAUGAGUCAUUUGUACUAUUGA